AUGGCACCGCAGCUCCCACCGGAGAUUUUCCGCAAGAUUGUGGAGUGUCUGUACGAUGAUGCCGUCUCGCUGCGAUCUGCCAUGCGGGUGAAUAAGACCUGGGCCGAACAUGCAAUCAGCAUUCUCUGGGAGAAGCCCCCAGUGUCGGCCCUGGCAGCCGUCACGGCAGAUUGCAGGCAGAGAUACGCGCGACAUAUCCGCGAAUUGGAUUUCCAGGCCGACAGCGAUGGACGGAAACAUGCCCACUUUCGCGCCUUGGAUUUUCCCCGAUUGAAACGCGUCACGAUUGACCUGUUCCGGCCGCGCGGGCGCCAGGAACUGUGCGUAGGCCAGUACAUUCAGCCGGCGCUGGAGGACUUUGCCUUCUACGGUGCCCAACCAGAGGAGGAUAUUUUGACCCGUCUGGAGUCUUGUUACCGCCUCCAGAGAUUUGUGAUCAAUUACCCGAUCGACGGUAUGAAUGGGGCUCGGUUGUUGGAAUUUUUCGACAAGCGAAACUCGGUGACAGACAUUGUCUUGCCGGCUCUGGUCUCCGACGUCGUCGACGACCAGUUAAUAGCCCAUCUCGCCCGGCGCCCGGGACUGAAGUCGUUGGAACUCGGCAAGCCGUUGACCCACGGGGAUCUUACCACCGCAUUGGAGGAACCCCACCCAUUCCCUGACGUCGUGAAGCUCGACCUGGUGGUGGAUUCGAAAGCCGUGGGACCAUUGGCGGGAGCGGUCGGAUCCAUUCGGAGCCUGACUCUUUUGAUCCGCGAUAACGAUCACAGCGUUUUGCCACGGCUCGGGUCGCUCGUCCACGUCCGGUGGCUGGAAGUCGUGUUUGAGAGGGAGGUGAAUGUGUCACCAGAAGACUUGCUCGCACUGCGGGGGCUGAGGUAUCUCGAGUCGUUCAAGAUCCACUCGCUCGAAGACCUUUGGUCCCACACGCUGACGGACCAGGACGUCACCAAGCUGUGGGCCAGCUGGAAUCAGCUCAAACACCUCGAAUUCCAUGUCCACUGUAGCCUGUCUGUGGCGGCGUUGAUCGACUUGGCGGGAAAGUGUCCGGGAUUGGUGGAGUGCGAGAUGCCCGGGUCCUACGACCUCCAGGUUUGGUCCGAAAUUCCGCCAUCCUUGUUUCCCAACUUGAAGCUCUUCGUCGUUGACGCAGCCAACGUGGACUACUCUGGUGAAACUACCGUCAUGGAGCGAGCGGGGACACUGGUGGAGUUGAUCAUCCGGCAUGCACCGCGAUUAGAAGAAUUAUACCUCCGAAACCGAACGCCGCUGGACCAAAAGGUGGUCGCCAUGUUCCAAACAAGGACUGGCCAAAAGUACAAUGCAUGA
Aspergillus candidus is the source of this 1329-nucleotide messenger RNA. RefSeq lists its product as uncharacterized. NCBI's taxonomy places the organism in Eukaryota, Fungi, Ascomycota, Eurotiomycetes, Eurotiales, Aspergillaceae. The record is from RefSeq and is a predicted model, not a curated record. The transcript has 2 exons. The coding region runs from base 1 to 1329 and encodes 442 amino acids.